Molecule: messenger RNA, 1771 nt
Organism: Pyrus x bretschneideri (Chinese white pear)
Lineage: Eukaryota; Viridiplantae; Streptophyta; Magnoliopsida; Rosales; Rosaceae
Product: cyclin-D5-1-like
Exons: 4
Coding region: 424-1110 (228 amino acids)
Biological process (GO): regulation of cyclin-dependent protein serine/threonine kinase activity; mitotic cell cycle phase transition
Cellular component (GO): cyclin-dependent protein kinase holoenzyme complex; nucleus; cytoplasm
Molecular function (GO): cyclin-dependent protein serine/threonine kinase regulator activity
Source: RefSeq, a predicted model, not a curated record
AGUGAUACAAACCUAAAAAAAUUAGAUUUCCAAAUACGAUUCUAUUUAAGUUUGCAUAAUCACAUUCCUAAUUAAUAAUUCUAUUAACAACUGAUUUUGACUUUUUACCAAAAUCUCCAAACAUUUGGAGAGGAUGAGCGAAAUCUUAGGAUUAGUAUCAUUAUAUAAAACAGUAUAGUCUAGUAGUACUCUACGCACACUAUACUUUCUUACCACUAAUUUAACUUCCCCUCCCUCUCCCUAUAUCACAUCCGGUUAUUUUGGCGGCACCAUAACCGCCACAUUUCCAUCACUCCUCGCAUUCCUCUCUCUCUCACUCUCUCUCAAUUUUUUUUUGCACAAUAUAAACACUGUGGAUUUAGCAUUUCUUUUAAAUAAAUCCGUUGAUUAUUCAUCAUAGAUAUUCGAAGAGAUUGAGGAGGUAUGAGGGACUUUGCAAAAACUUCAUUCUCUCUCUCCACCCUCCUCUGCCAAGAAGAUGAAACUUGUCUGAACCAAUUGGAAGACGAAUCUAAAACUUCUGUAGAAUCAAAUCCAUGUUUUCUUUUUGAUAACGACGAUGAAUAUGUCGAAAACUUGAUUCAGAAAGAAGCUCAUUGCUUUGGAUCCAAAGGGUUCAAGGAUUGCCCGGCCUCUGGCAUGAGCUGGUUGAAAACAACUCGAUUGGAUGCCAUUGAUUGGAUUUUCAAUGCAUGUACAGGGGCAGUUUUUGGGUUCCAGUUGCAAACAGCUUACUUAUCAGUGACUUACUUUGAUGGGUUUCUUUCAAAACGAUCCAUUGAUGAUAAGAAAUUGUGGGCUAUUAGAUUGUUAUCAGUGGCAUGUUUAUCCUUGGCUGCUAAGAUGGAAGAAUGCAAAAUACCAGCUUUAUCAGAUUAUUCGGUUUCGGAUUACGAUUUUGAAAGCAAGGUGAUUCAAAGAAUGGAGCUUUUGGUGCUGAAUACAUUGGAAUGGAAGUUGGGUGCAAUCACUCCUUUUGAUUAUCUGCACUACUUCAUCAAUAAGUUUUGUGCAGAUCAAUUAAGACCAAAAGAACUAGCUUCUAAUGCUAUCGGACUAAUUGUGGCAAUGGCAAAAGGUAAUAUGACCCCAUACUCCCAAUCUAAUUAAAUUUACAUAAUUCGUUACAUUUCCUAAUCGAUAUGAUUUCUGUAACGCAGAAAAUGAUUUGAUGGAUACUCGGCCGUCGAUUAUUGCAGCUGCUGCAGUUUUAGCAACAUCAGAUGGUCAAUUAAGCAGAAAGAUUAUGGAGCUUAAGAUGAAUGUGAUCUCAUUCUUGCAGUCCCAAGAUUAUGAAUACAUAUAUUCCUGCUAUGAUUUUAUGCAGGAAAUACUGGAAAGAAAAGAUAAGACACCAGCUCCCAAGUUUUCAAAUUCCCCUCUAUCAAUCCAUUCAAACUCAAUGGAAGUGCUUGAAACUUCACCAGUUGGCACUAAGAGAAGGCUUACAUUCAGUGACUCUUCUGAUCAAAGUUACCCAACCAAGAAAAUUGACCAGCCAUAGUUACUGUUGAGGUUUUUUGAAUAUUUGUUGGUUUUUUGAUUGAAUUAUAGAGAGAAAAAAAGAAUUUCUAGGAGAUGGGGGGUUUAAAUUAUAGUUAUAAUGAGUGUCAUAUUUAAUUUCUACCAAUUUAUGGUAUAUUUGAUUUGGGAUUUUGUUGAUUGGGGUUCCAAUUUCCAAUACCAAACAAAAGAUUUCAGCUGGUGACAACCAGGAGAAAAGUGAAAAAAAGAAAUUAAUAAAGUAACAAGUAAGAAGUAAUUGACUGAA